This is a messenger RNA of Tilletiaria anomala UBC 951, 1843 nucleotides long. RefSeq lists its product as uncharacterized. Gene Ontology annotation, biological process: CAAX-box protein processing. Lineage: Eukaryota; Fungi; Basidiomycota; Exobasidiomycetes; Georgefischeriales; Tilletiariaceae. The transcript has 5 exons. The record is from RefSeq and is a predicted model, not a curated record. Gene Ontology annotation, molecular function: metalloendopeptidase activity. Gene Ontology annotation, cellular component: endoplasmic reticulum membrane. The coding region runs from base 155 to 1714 and encodes 519 amino acids.
ACUCUUUGACGCCUUCACAUGAUUGCAACAUCACUCUCCUUGGGACUCAGGCAGGCUUGGCUUCAUGAAAGAAAGUGAAGCUGAAAGCCUUGGUCCUUGUAACUUGCAUCCCAUCCCUGCCUAAUGGGACACUGCCUUCGUCGCCAACACUACCAUGUCGUCUUCGUUCGGAAGAAGCUUCCAGGUGCAAAUCAAUCAUCUUGAGUCGGUGCUGGACGACUCUGCAAUUUCCUGGAAGAAACUCGUGCUCCAGCUCCAACUAGCCGUUUACAUCUUCGAGACCUACGUCUCAUGGCGACAAUAUGGCCUCUACUCUCGUCCAACGCCGCCUGCAGAGCUCACUAGCCAUGUCGAUCUGGAGACGUAUAAACAGAGUCAGGCAUAUGGCAAGGACAAGGCUAAGUUUGGCUUCAUAACGUCUGCCGCAGAAAUGGCCAUGACGGCUGCUGUUAUUCACUACGACGUAUAUGCGCGUGUGUGGACUCGUACAGGCUACUAUCUGACAAGAUUUGAUCUUCCCCAGUCUGAGGCCAUCCACUCUGUGCUAUUUGUGAUAGGAAUGUUCCUCGUCCGAGAGCUCCCAAACAUUCCAUUCACACUUUACAAGAAUUUUGUAGUCGAGGAAAAGCAUGGCUUCAACAAGAUGACCAUCGGAACCUUCGUCAAGGACACCAUCAUCGAAUGGAUCGUCGGUUUCUGCAUUGGCGCACCUCUCAUCUCCGGCCUGAUCUGGGUCAUUCGAUGGGCAGGCGAUGCAUUUGUCGCUUACGUAGUCGCCUUCCUCCUCGUGUUCCAGAUUGUUGCCCUCGUCCUCUACCCCACACUAAUCCAGCCGCUAUUCAACAAAUUGACACCGCUUCCAGAAGGCGCGCUGCGGGAUCGCGUCUUAGCCCUCGCCGGCUCACUCAACUUCCCACUGAAGCACAUCUACGUGAUCGACGGCUCUAAGCGCAGUGCUCAUAGUAACGCAUACUUCUAUGGCAUCAUCCCGGGCGGGAAUAAGCACAUUGUCAUCUUUGACACGCUCAUCGAGAAGUCCACACACGAAGAGAUCGAGGCUGUGUUGGCGCACGAGCUUGGGCACUGGGCGCACAUGGAUACGGGCAAGCUGCUUCUCAUUGGACAGGUGCAAAUCUUGCUACAAAUGAGCAUCUUCACCCUUUUCAUCCACAACGUCAGCCUCUAUCGAGCUUUUGGCUUCUCCGCAGCGCCCAACCUGUUCGAGAAAGCCCUUGGGACCAAGCUCCCAGCCGCGCAGUCAUCCCUGCCAGUCAUUGUCGGUCUGGAAUUGUUUCAGCUUGUUGUUGGUCCGCUCGACGCCUUUACGAAGUUUAUGCUCAACAGCGCCGUCAGGAGCAUGGAGUACGCCGCCGAUCGCUUUGCCGGUGAGCUUACGCGGCCCCCGCCAACAGCGGCGGAGCUCAAGGCAGCGGAGGUGUACAAUUCGGCUCCUGCAGUCGCCGAGCGUAUGCAAGCCAACGGCCAUCCCGCCUUCUCGGGAGCCGUUGAAACUGCGCUGCUCAAGGUGGACCCGUAUGAUCAGCUUCCGUAUACUGAGCUCCUCAAGCGAUCGCUCAUAAAGCUCGGCAUCCAGAAUCUCAGCAGCAUGCACAAUGACUCGUUGUACUCGGCGUAUCAUCACAGUCACCCGACUCUUUCUGAGAGACUACAUGCGCUCAACCUCAUCGAAGCGCAGUUGAAGAAGAAGCAUUAAAAUGCCGAACAUACACUUCGUUGAAUCGCUCAACUAUAGUAUAUAAGAACUUUGUGUGCACGAAAAAAUAGCAUCCUCUCAUGUAGAUGAAUGUGGAUUCUUUCCGGACAAUACAUCAAAACGCACAAG